Messenger RNA from Nerophis lumbriciformis (worm pipefish), 2958 nucleotides. RefSeq names its product KRIT1 ankyrin repeat containing (gene krit1). Gene Ontology annotation, biological process: cell redox homeostasis; negative regulation of angiogenesis; regulation of establishment of cell polarity. The record is from RefSeq and is a predicted model, not a curated record. NCBI's taxonomy places the organism in Eukaryota, Metazoa, Chordata, Actinopteri, Syngnathiformes, Syngnathidae. Gene Ontology annotation, molecular function: protein binding. Gene Ontology annotation, cellular component: cytoskeleton; plasma membrane.
UACGGGCUCUGCUGCAUUUGAACGUAUCGCGACUCUUAUAUUAUUCGCCGGUGGACAUAACUCAGGCCUGCGGCAAUUUAAACUCAAAUAACCGCCGUGGAAGUCUACCUAGACCCUGCGAGGACGGACACUGUCACCCCAGAAGAGGACAGCGUAUUCUGAAAAGUAGACGUUAAAGGGAGCGUGGAGAUUAUUCACGUCGCCUUUUUGUCCUGUCACGUCUCAGGCAUGCCUCUCCAAAGCAUCUGGCCCUUGUGUGGGAGCUUUUGUAUGGACUGAGUGAGAGCCGUCGCCAUGGGCAACGAGGACAGCCUGGAGGACGUGUUUGUGGCUGUCCUACGGCCCAAGAGUCAGGUCAGCCUGAGCUCGAAGGAGUACCGAGCCAAAGCCUAUGAGAUUCUUCUGAGUGAAAUGCCCUUGGAGGGGAAGGAAAAGAAAAGGAAGAAAGUCCUCCUGACGACAAAGAUCCAAGCAGCAGGGGACAAAUCCAAAUCCAUUGUAGAUUAUGUUGCUGAAACCAUCAAGCCAUUAUCUAACAACCAAAGCUUCAUUGGUAAACGUGUAGUUCACAUGCAGAAAUUUCCCUUGGAUGGCGACAAUAAAGUCAAAGAGGUGUCGCUGUUUGUGGUGCCAGUCAAUGUUAAAGAUAACAGCAAACCCAUCCACAACGCUAACAGCCCAAGCUUCUACUGCCUGCAGGACAUCAUGAGGGUGUGCAGCGAAACCAGCGUCCACUUCUGCUCUAUCACCUCCAGGAUGCUCCUGGCCUUAGACAAGUGGUUAGCUGAGCAGCACAGCGUGCCACACGCUAUCCCUGCCCUGUUCCGACCAGCACCCGUGGAGCGGGUGAAGACCAACGUCAGCAACCCGGCGUACGGCAGCGAGGGCAAACUCAGCGAUGAAGGCUUAUACAUGGGCUACACGGCACUGGAGAUCAAGAGCAGGAUGAUGUCCCUCGAGAAGGCGGACAUGUGCGUCCUGAAUCCCCUUUAUGGCUCUGAUCUGCAGUACACUAACCGGGUAGACAAAGUUAUCAUCAACCCAUAUUUUGGGCUCGGAGCACCAGACUACUCCAAAAUCCAGAUCCCGACCAGGGAAAAGUGGCAACAUGGCGCCAACUGCACAGCAGAAGACAAGGAGCGUCAGUGGGUGGAAGACUUCCCACUCCACCGCAGUGCUUGCGAGGGAGACACAGAGCUCCUCUCCAAGCUUUUAGACAGCGGCUUCUCAGUCAAGCAGCUGGACAGCGACCACUGGGCCCCUGUCCACUAUGCCUGCUGGCACGGCAAAGUUGAGGCGACCAAGCUGUUGCUGGACAAAGGCAAAUGCAAUCCAAACCUGCUGAAUGGACAGCUCAGCUCCCCUCUGCACUUUGCUGCCAGGGGAGGGCAUGCUGAGAUUGUGCAACUCUUGCUGCAACACCCUGAGAUUGAUCGGCACAUUGAAGACCAGCAGAAGCGAUCGCCGAUGCAAGUGUGCCAGGAGAACAAACAGAACGAGUGGGAGGAGACGGUGAAGCUUUUGCAGCAGGCCAGCAGCAAACCUUACGAGAAGGUGCGCAUCUACCGCAUGGACGGCUCGUAUCGCUCCGUGGAGCUGAAGCACGGCAACAACACCACGGUGCAGCAGAUCAUGGAGGGCAUGCGUCUUUCCCAAGACACUCAGCAGUACUUCACCAUCUGGAUCUGCUCGGAGAACCUCCACCUGCAGCUGAAGCCGUAUCACAAGCCCCUGCAGCACCUGCGCAUCUGGACUGAGAUAGUGACGGAUCUGACGGUGCUGGACCCUCAGAGGGAGACGCCCCAACUCUUCCUCCGGCGGGACGUUCGCCUGCCUCUAGAGAUUGAGAAGAAGGUGGAGGAUCCGCUGGCCAUCCUCAUCCUCUUCGACGAGGCUCGCCACUCCCUCCUGAAGGGCUUCUUUCCGGCGCCGGACAGCAAACUGAUAACGCUGGCUAGCUUCCUGCUGCAGAUCAUCUAUGGCAACUACGAGAGCAAGAAACAUAAGCAGGGCUUCCUCAACGAGGAAAACCUGAAGUCCAUUGUGCCGAUAUUAAAGGUGAAAAGCAAAGCGUACCACUGGACCAACAGGAUUCUCCAUGAGUACAAAGCACUGAGUACCAGCGAGGGCGUGAGCAAGGAGAUGCACCACCUGCAGCGACUCUUCCUGCAGAACUGCUGGGACAUCCCCACCUACGGAGCAGCCUUCUUCACAGGUCAGGUGUACACCAAGGCCAGCGCCAGCAACCACAAAGUCAUCCGCGUCUAUGUGGGCAUCAACACAAAGGGCCUGCACCUCAUGAAUAUGGAGACCAAGGCGCUUCUAAUCAGUUUAGAGUACGGCACAUUCAUGUGGCAACUGGGACACGCCGACCAGUAUUUCCAAAUACACAGCGGUGAGAACAAAAUGAAUUUCAUCGUGCACACAAAACAGGCGGGCCUCAUUGUGAAGCUUUUAAUGAAGCUGAGCGGACAGAUGACUCCCAACGACAAAGGUGCUGCUGCAGACAAAUAUGCUUACGGCUGAUGAAUCGUUGGUGCAAGAACAUUCAAAGAUGACAGCGCUGCCAAAAAGAGAUUUCUGUGCUGAAAAAAAAACCUGACUGCAAUAAUGUAGUAAUAUCUUGUUUUUUAUUUACAUUACUGUGUAUUUUGACAAAUCAUGCCUUACUUUUCAUGUCUGUGUAAAUACGUUUAUUUAAUAAUUGUUUUAAUAAACUGAAUGCUCUGGUCAAUAAUUAAUACAUUUGCUUUAAGUAAUGGAUUUUCACCAAUAUAUUUCGCUAACUAAUAUUUAGAAACAAGGCCGCUAGCUUUGUCCAUUAAGCUAAUACAUAAACUACAGGCAUUUUUACUCAAACUAGAAAAAGUGUUAGUCUUGAUAUUGCGUAAUUUAAUAUUAUUUUACCUUAAUGUUGGACAUGUUUGACUGGCGCUAGCAAGUGACACGUACUAGGUA